AUGAUUAAUAUUCUAUCUACUUGGACUUUACUUGGAUUUAUAGCCGUAAAUAUUUUGUUUCUUGAUCGUGUCAAUUGUAUUGUCAAUUGGGACGGAAAUGAAUGGGCCAUGUCAUGCGAUUUCUAUGGAAAUGAUCUGUCUAGCGCUCAAACUUCAGGGGAACGUUGCAGUAAGAAAUGUGCUCAAACUCAAGGAUGUACUCAUUUUACAUGGACUCAAUACAAUGGUGGUACGUGUUGGAUGAAAUCGGGUGUAGUUUCUAAAAAUGAUGCUAUCUCAACCAAUGAUAUAACUAGGGUCUGUGGUGUAAUUUAUGAUGGCCAUGGUGUCGUCAAUUGGAACGGAAAUGCUUGGGCCAUGUCGUGUGAUUUCUAUGGAAAUGAUCUGUCUAGCGCCCAAACUUCAGGGAAACAUUGCAGUAAGAAAUGUACUCAAACUCAAGGAUGUACUCAUUUUACAUGGACUCAAUACAAUGGUGGUACUUGUUGGAUGAAAUCGGGUGCUGUUUCCAAAAGUGAUGCCUACGCCACGAUUGAUCCAACUAUGGUCUGUGGUGUACUAGGUAAGAGAUACUAUUUUGAUGAUGAUUAA
This is a messenger RNA of Rotaria sp. Silwood2, 591 nucleotides long. NCBI's taxonomy places the organism in Eukaryota, Metazoa, Rotifera, Eurotatoria, Philodinida, Philodinidae. The record is from the annotation of a GenBank genome assembly.